Messenger RNA from Fusarium pseudograminearum CS3096, 2541 nucleotides. RefSeq lists its product as uncharacterized. Bases 1 to 2541 code for a protein of 846 amino acids. Lineage: Eukaryota; Fungi; Ascomycota; Sordariomycetes; Hypocreales; Nectriaceae. Gene Ontology annotation, biological process: protein histidyl modification to diphthamide. The record is from RefSeq and is a predicted model, not a curated record. The transcript has a single exon. Gene Ontology annotation, molecular function: diphthine-ammonia ligase activity.
AUGGCUUCAGAACAGCUGAACGUCAUUGCCCUAAUCUCGGGAGGCAAAGACAGCUUCUUCAAUCUGAUCCACUGUAUAGAGCACGGCCACAAGAUCGUGGCUCUUGCAAAUCUUUUCCCAGGAUCAGGGACUUUGGCAUCCGACUCAAGCUCAGGUGCCAACGGUAUCCCACACGGGCAAUCACUGUUCCGCCAGGAAGACGCCACUAAGGCUGGGCCAAAGACCAAUGAAUAUACGCCCACUGAUAUCCUAUCUCCCGAGGGCCUCCAGCAUAUCCAUCCGGAGACGUGGGUACCUCAGCCUUCCGAAAGACAUGGACAUGCUGGCCAAGACUCGGGGGAGCCUUCCGAUACGGAUCUGAACAGUUUUAUGUACCAGACUGUCGGGCACGAGGUCCUCCCCCUGUACGCCGCUGCGACUGGUCUGCCGCUAUAUCGGCUGCCCAUCACUGGACAUGCGGUUCGCCACGAGAGGGACUACGAUGCCACGGUCGAAGCUCAGGGCAAGGACAAGGGCGAUAGCGGCGACGAAACAGAGUCAAUGUUGCCCUUGUUACAGGCUAUCGUCACCCGCCAUCCAGAGGCCAAUGCUGUCUGUGCAGGUGCCAUCCUGUCCACCUACCAGCGCACCCGUGUUGAGUCAAUAGCACUGCGUCUGGGCCUCGUGCCCCUGGCCUACCUAUGGCAGUAUCCGAUCUUGCCACCCCCACCUGGAGCCAUCGCAGACGACACGCAGCUGCUAAUCGACAUGGCCAACGCUGGACUAGAAGCACGGAUCAUCAAAGUUGCCAGUGCUGGUCUAGACGAAGACCAUCUGUGGGAACGCGUGUCAAGCGAGACUGGCUCAAGUCGUGUCAAGAGCGCGUUGCGCAAAUUUGGCUCGACUCAGGGUGCCGCAGCCUUGGGAGAGGGUGGUGAGUUCGAGACGCUUGUUUUAGAUGGUCCUUCCUCAGUGUUUAGGAAGAGAAUUUCCAUCCUGGAACAGGGGCGCAAGAUCGUGCGUGAAGGAGGUGGCUGCUCAUGGCUGUUGUUGGCUGGUGCACGGGUAGAGGAUAAACAAGAUCAUGCACACAAGCCAACAGUUCGGGUACCCGAUCUCCUCGAUCUGCGAUUCAAGGCUGUGUUUGAUGAACUGCCAUUACCCCUGGAUCAGCUGAGGCAUACAGACGCUUCAGCUAAGCCGAUGUCACUGACCAGAGAUCCAGUGUCCUCAACUGAGGAUGUCGAAACUCAGCGAUGGUCUGUUAUUGCAGACGCCACCACAAGCGAAAGGUCAAUCCAAGAGGAGACGAUUCAGGUGGUAGAGAAGAUCAGAGCCCUAGCGUCAAAAGCUGGUAUUCAGCUCUCCCAUGUCACAAACACCAUCAUUGUUCUGCGGCGCAUGUCAGAUUUUCCAAAGGUCAAUGGUGAGUAUGGGAAAUUGUUCCCAAAGCCAAAUCCGCCAUCUCGAGUGACUAUCUCCUGCGGCGACCUACUGCCAGAAGGCGUGAACAUUGUCAUCUAUCUCAGCGCGCCUACGCCUGAGGCAAAACACGAUCGUAAUGGCCUACAUGUACAAUCCAGAUCUUACUGGGCGCCUGCGAACAUUGGUCCAUAUAGCCAAGCUAUCGAUGUGCCAGUGACAGCUCAUCACCAAGCCACAAGUCUGAGGUGUAUCUCUAUUGCAGGGCAGAUACCUCUGAUCCCAGCAACGAUGCUAUUGCCCAACCCAUCUGACAAGUGGCACGAGCUCCAAAUAGUGCUGUCUCUGCAACACCUCUGGCGAGUAGGCCACGAGAUGAAGGUGCAGUGGUGGACAAGUUCUGUUGCUUACUUCCCACGGGCUAGUUCCUCAGCCGAGAUUCAACGCAGUGCCCAGCUUGCAGGGCAUGUCUGGAGGAAAGCACACGGGUCUCCAGAUGAAGAUGAAGAGGUUGACGGUGGCCCUGAUCUCUGGGACCUAAAGUUCAACCCUGCUUACAUGUCACUCGGUAAUGAUGACAAGACAGCCCGUAAGGCCAUUCCUGACUGGGAUGCCCUCACUCUUCGUCAGCAGAACGAGCCUGAGACAUGUAUCCCUCCUAUGUUUGCAGCUGAAGUUGAAGAGCUACCACGGCAGGCAGCAGUAGAAUGGCACGCUCAUAACGGUCUUUCGAGAGCUGAAGAGGGUAGCCUUGUGUUGGUUUCUCGUCCCGAAGCCAAUGUCCCCGGUUGGAAUACGUGGCAUUCGGUCGUCACAACUGAAACUGCAACUGUUGUAUACAGCACAGUGUCAUAUACUUGUGCUGAAGGGGCCCAGUCUUUGACCCUCGACGACUUGAAAACAGAUAUGCAAAAAGCCAUUCACGAGUCUUUCCGGCGACUCCUUCCUCAUGGGCCAGAGGCUGUACACAGCAAGCUUUCUUUGAUAUAUGCGGACGCUCUUCAAGUCAAGUCCAUUUGGAACAACACUGGAAACAGCUGCGAGGCAGCCCUCAUUCCUUGCCGAUCUAUAUGGUCAUCUGAGGGGCGUAACGUCACGGUCGUGGGCCUGUUCGAAACGACCUUGAUACGUGGUACAUGA